AUGUUGAAUCCACACGGUAUGUUCGAAUUUUGUGACAAUCAAAAAACAUUUUUCUUUCCAGUAAAUCAAAAACUAUUAAUUUUGGUUGCUACAACAAUUGUAGUCACAAUUUAUUUAUUUGUUUUGAAUUCAAAAGCCGUCGAAUACCCAACUUAUCGAGGAAUUAAAUUGGAACCUGAACCCCUCCCUGAAGAAAUAUUUUUAAAUGGAACAACAAAUUCUGAAAUUGUUUAUGAAGCGCAAGAUCCAGAAAUUCCAGUUGUUGAUGAAACUGAAUUUGAUGAUUUGAGAGCUGCUUAUCGGAGAAUUGAACAUUUUGUUAGAGUUAAUGUAAGUUGAUUAGUACAAAUUUCAAAUCGAAAAGAAAUGAACAUGUUUUCAGAGAAUUCCAUUUGUGAAAGAUGAAAAAUAUGAUGAAAUAUUGGGAAUGAAACAAUGUGAUUUGACAAAAGAUGAAUCAAAUCCAAAAAAUGAUGUCGGAAAAAUAUUGAAUGGUUUUCACAAAUGUAUUGAUCCAAUUGUUGGAUAUUACAAGAAGAAUCCAGAACAAAUGUUGAAUCAAUGGGUUGAUAGAACAAAACACUGUGAUGAUAUUCCGGAAUAUGAAAAUUUAAAAAUACAUCCAUUACAAAAUGGCGACGAAAUUAAAAGACAUAUUUAUCCUAACUGCGUAAGAAAAAAAAUUCUUGAAAUGUUUCUCAACUUGAAAUACAUUUUAGCGCGAGAAAACGGUUCAUGUGACACUUGGAAUUGGACACGAUGUGAUUGCUGAGAAAAAAUUGAAUAUGUCGCAACCAGAUACUGUAUUUUAUGGAGCUGAUCCAGUUAUUGAACCAAAUGCAAAAAUAUUCUCAGAACUUGGAAAGUUUUUCCCAUUUGCUGUUGCGAGAGAAGCCGGAGUUUCGAGUUUUAGAGUUUUGGCAACUCAUUUGAGAAAAGGUUGGUUUUGAAUUUUGAAGUUUUGACUUUCAAAUUAAUUUUUCUAGCUAAAUAUAUGUUCCUUGAUGUGACUGCAGUUGACAUCAUUUAUUUUUUCAAAAAUAUUUUGAAAGUCACAAAAAUCGAUUCACUUUUUGUGGAUAUUGAAGGAGCUGAACAAACAUUUUUGGAUUAUUUCCAUGUUGGAGGAGAAUUUGAUAAAAACGGAAUCACAAUUUGUCAAUUUAAUAUGGAAAUUCAUUCAAUUGUUUGGCCACAUGGAUAUCAAACAACUUCAAAAUUCUUGGAACAACUUUUAAAAGAUAAUCGAUAUAUAUUUGUGAAGCCAACUCCGCAAAGAAGAGGAGUAUUCAAACAAUAUUUUAUUAAUGUAAAAGAUCCAGAAUGUGUUAGAAAAUUUUUGCAAUAA
Molecule: messenger RNA, 1348 nt
Organism: Caenorhabditis angaria
Lineage: Eukaryota; Metazoa; Nematoda; Chromadorea; Rhabditida; Rhabditidae
Source: the annotation of a GenBank genome assembly